This is a messenger RNA of Ipomoea nil (Japanese morning glory), 1053 nucleotides long. RefSeq lists its product as uncharacterized. NCBI's taxonomy places the organism in Eukaryota, Viridiplantae, Streptophyta, Magnoliopsida, Solanales, Convolvulaceae. The coding region runs from base 1 to 1053 and encodes 350 amino acids. The transcript is spliced from 2 exons. The record is from RefSeq and is a predicted model, not a curated record.
AUGAUCCUUCCCCCAGGGUUUAUUUCUAAGCAACCUGGGCAAGUGUGCAGACUAAAAAGGUCACUCUAUGGCCUAAAGCAAGCAAGCAGACAGUGGAAUGCUAGGCUAACUACUGAGCUAAUCAGCAUGGGGUUUAAACAAGCAGUAUGUGAUAACUCCCUUUUCACUAGGGGAUCUAAUGAUAGUUUCAUUGCCCUCCUAGUAUAUGUGGAUGAUGUAGUCCUAGCCAGCAGUGACAAGGCUCAAAUCCAGCAGAUCAAAGAACAUUUACAUUUAGUUUUCAAAAUCAAGGACUUAGGAAGCUUAAAAUAUUUCCUGGGAUUGGAAGUUGCUAGGAAGCACACAUGCAUAUCCUUGACACAAAGGAAGUAUGCCCUGGAUCUUCUACAAGAUUCAGGAUUCCUUGAAACUAAACCUGCAAAAUGCCCUAUGGUACAAACAAACAAACUUUCCAAAGAUGAUGGUGAAGCCUUGGAAGACAACACUCAGUACAGAAGAUUAGUGGGAAAACUCUUGUAUUUGAACAUCACUAAACCUGAUAUUAGUUUUGCUGUGCAGCAGUUAUCUCAAUUUUUGGACAAACCUACUACUAUCCACCUACAAGCAGUCCAUAGAGUACUAAGGUAUAUCAAGAUUUGUCCUGGACAAGGGUUGUUUUUUCCUACAGAUUUCAAUUUGAAAAUGAGUGGUUUUGCUGAUUCAGAUUGGGCAGCUUGUCCUGAUACAAGAAAAUCUGUAACUGGCUUCUUUCUUGAAGUCCAAUUAGGAGAGGCAGUUGUGCUGUUUUCUGAUAGCAUAUCUGCUAUUGCAAUAGCAGAAAAUCCAGUCCUUCAUGAGAGGACUAAGCACAUAGAAAUAGAUUGUCACUUGAUAAGAGAGAAUGUUCAAAAAGGAACCAUAAAAUUGUUGCAUGUUCCUAUUGAACAUCAGACAGCAAAUAUCUUAACUAAGCCCUUACAGCCAAUGCUAUUUCAGAAGUUUGUGUCCAAGCUGGGGCUCCAUUCCAUGUACACUCCAGCUUGCGGGGAGGUAUUAGAAGAAGAUGGUAGUUGA